AUGGUUUCCCAUCCUCCUCAACCAGGCCCAUCGAACUCACGAUCCUCGCAAGCACCCAACCAACGACUCUCCAGCGAACCUCCCCAAACACUCAAGCUUUUGCUCAUCGGCUCUUCAUCAGUCGGGAAGUCGUCAUUGCUAUUAAGGUUUACAGAUCAAGUAUUUUUAUCUGCAGAAGAAUCGUCAGCAACGAUUGGUGUUGAUUUCAAAUUCAAACUGAUCGAUCAUAAGGGGAAAAGAUACAAAUUGAGCAUCUGGGAUACUGCUGGUCAGGAACGGUUCAGGACAUUGACGAGUAGCUAUUACCGCGGUGCCCAAGGGGUUUUGCUAGUUUAUGACGUCACAAAUCGAGCAUCUUUUGAAUCGUUGCCUUCAUGGUUUAGUGAAUUAGAUACAUUCGCCCAUUCACCACAAGAUGUAGUGCGGGUGAUUGUUGGAAACAAAGUUGACAAGGAUGAAUCCAGGACCGUUUCUACUGAGGAAGGCCGGGCAUUUGCGAGCGAUAACCAUGCGAUGUUUUUCGAGACGAGUGUGAAGACCAGGAAGGGUGUGGAUGAAGUCUUUGAAGCCGUAGUUGAUAAGAUCAUAGACUCCAUUUCUCUACAACAAGCUAGACAAGGCUACCGCAACGACGGAAGAACUUUACCUGGCAGUAUCGACUUGGAUGCUUACAGCGACGAUGAUCAAACCGGAAGUUGGUGUAACUGUUAA
Puccinia triticina is the source of this 711-nucleotide messenger RNA. RefSeq lists its product as uncharacterized. The record is from RefSeq and is a predicted model, not a curated record. The transcript is spliced from 6 exons. The coding region runs from base 1 to 711 and encodes 236 amino acids. Gene Ontology annotation, molecular function: GTPase activity; GTP binding. Lineage: Eukaryota; Fungi; Basidiomycota; Pucciniomycetes; Pucciniales; Pucciniaceae.